Molecule: messenger RNA, 600 nt
Organism: Oikopleura dioica
Lineage: Eukaryota; Metazoa; Chordata; Appendicularia; Copelata; Oikopleuridae
Source: the annotation of a GenBank genome assembly
AUGAAUCUGAAAAUAUUCUUGAUUUCUACAAUAACUGCCAUCUCUCAAAAAGCUUGCAAGGAGGGAAUAUGUAUUGCGUGCUACGAAAAAGUGUUUAUCAAUUUGGAGAAAAGCCCGAUUGCUGAAAAAUGCGGGAUGUUGUUGCGGAAGCAGUGCUGUAUUCAGUAUUUGAUCGUUUCAAAUGGAAUGGGCUUGCCCGCUCAUGGAAAAACUAAUUGCAAAAAUCUACCCGAAGAAAAUGGACCUCUGAUGAACAUUUUUUCCACCGAGGAAGAAAAAAAACCAAGCCAAGAGGAAAUUGAACUCGGCCUUGAAAACCUGGACGAAAUCGCCGGAGAUUACUCGGACACCUAUCAAGAAGACCUUGAACGCUGCGCAGCCGAACGAAUCGCCCAAAGAGAAUCUCAAGUAAUCAAUAUGAUGAUUUAUGUUCUUCCAUUGACGGUGACGAUUAUGACGAUUUCUUUCAUUACUUACAGGUAUCGAAAAGGAAAUAUGCCAACUCUCGGUUCAAUAAGAAAAUAUCCCAAGAGUCCCGUUUUGACCGCAAGUCAGAGUGCGGUCUUUACAGCGGUCGCAGCUACAGAUGUCUCAAAGUGA